UGAAAACCGGAUUGGUAACAAAUUAGUAAUAAUUAACUUAAGUUGCUGUUAUCGAUAACUCAUUAACGACAACUACACGACCUUAUUAUCGCAAUAUAACUAUGAUAACAAGAUUUUUUGUUAUUAUUAUGUUUUGACCGUUUUCGGUAUAGAAGACACAUCGAACCAUUAAAAACUUUUAAAGCAACUUAUCAUAAUGUUGUUGGGCUAAAAUAUUGUUUCACAAAAAGCUGCAUAAAUGAUUUUGUAAAAACUUAUAUGGAACAAUGGCAGCUAAUAAUCUUUUUAGUAGUAAGGCGAUGGACAAAGCAGCUAAAACAAAGGCUACCAUUGAACUCUACUAUACAACUUUGAUAACUCAUACUAAAGAACGAAAAGAGAGAGUGAAGCAGUUAGAGGAAUGUAUGGAUAAAGAAGGACUUACAGAAAAAGAGAAAGAAUCACGAAGAACAGUCUAUGCAUUGCGUGAGACUGAGUUUUUAAGAUUAAAACGUACUAGGAUUGGACGAGAGGAUUUUGAAUCACUAAAAGUUAUUGGAAGAGGUGCAUUUGGAGAGGUACGCUUAGUUCAAAAAGUUGACACUGGUCAUGUUUAUGCUAUGAAAAUAUUGCAUAAAAAAGACAUGCUAGAAAAAGAACAAGUUGCACACGUUAGAGCUGAAAGAGAUAUUCUUGCUGAAUCAGAUAACUCUUGGGUAGUUAAAAUGUAUUAUUCAUUUCAAGAUGUGAGCUGUUUGUAUUUAGUUAUGGAGUUUCUCCCUGGAGGUGAUCUGAUGACCUUACUUAUACGCAAAGACACAUUCACUGAGUCGCAAACGCAGUUUUAUAUGACUGAAUCAAUAUUAGCUAUUAAUUUUAUACAUUCACUAGGAUUUAUACACAGGGACAUAAAGCCAGACAACUUGUUGUUAGAUGCAAGGGGUCAUAUCAAACUUUCAGAUUUUGGCUUGUGUACUGGGUUGAAAAAAGCUCAUCGUACUGAUUUUUAUAGAGGAAUAACACCUGCUGCAGUUGGUGAUUUAUGUAGUAGUGUUGGAACUAAGGAAAAAGCAAUGACUUGGAAGCGCAAUCGACGUCAGAUGGCAUAUUCGACUGUUGGAACACCUGACUAUAUAGCUCCUGAGGUUUUUACACAAGGUGGUUACGAAAAAUCUUGUGAUUGGUGGUCACUGGGUGUAAUUAUGUUUGAAAUGCUUAUUGGUUACCCCCCAUUUUGCUCUGAAACACCUCAAGAGACUUAUCGGAAAGUGCUAAACUGGCGUGAAACACUUGUAUUUCCUAUAGAGAUGCCAAUUACAAAUACUGCAAAGAAUCUUAUACUCAACUUUUGUACUGAUGCGGACCAUCGACUUGGGAAAAAUGAAGGCAUAGUAGAAAUUCAAUCUCAUCCAUUCUUUAAAGGGGUAGACUGGGAACAUAUAAGAGAUCGACCAGCUGCUAUUCCUGUAGAAGUAAAAAGUAUAGAUGACACUUCCAAUUUUGAUGAUUUUCCUGAUGUUGAUCUAUCGUGGAACCCACUUCCAGAUAACAACGAGUUAUCAAACAAAGACUGGGUAUUUUUAAACUAUACAUUCAAAAGAUUCGAAGGUUUAACUCAAAGAGGAUUGCGAAAUCUCCCCAUAUAAAUGAGAAUUAGUACACAUAAUAUAUAAAAUUUCUUUUUUGUUUAUUUUUGUAAAAUAUUUAUGUUUUAAUUUUUGUUACGUCAUUUUUUCAGAAGUUUUAAACUUUUAUAAUGACCGUUGACUACAAAGCUAUUUAAGUAUACAAUUUGUCUCAUGACGUGUUCUAUAUUUACGUAUACAAUUUGUCUCAUGACGUGUUCUAUAUUUACGUAUGCAUUCUGUCCUUCGAAUUUUUGUAUUUGAACAAAACUUUAAGUUCAACUUAGAGCGCAGAUUUUUUUUUUUUUUUUUUUUUUUUUUUUUUUUGUAAUCUGAUGUGAAUAGAUAUUUGUUAGAAUUUCAUUUAAAACUUCGCUGGUCGAAGCUUUUGUUGUUCAAUACAAGCUUUGAACUCUCAAGAAAAAUUAGGAUGCAUUGCGAUAUAUGACACGCUUGUUUUUGUGUAUAUAUUAAAGUAUUAGAGAUUUGUAAAGUUUUCCGAUUUUUUACAUUUUUAUUCACUUUUCGAUUGGUUAAUUUAUAAUGAGGAUACAGAUUUGAAUAA
This is a messenger RNA of Hydra vulgaris (swiftwater hydra), 2169 nucleotides long. RefSeq names its product serine/threonine-protein kinase 38-like. NCBI's taxonomy places the organism in Eukaryota, Metazoa, Cnidaria, Hydrozoa, Anthoathecata, Hydridae. The record is from RefSeq and is a predicted model, not a curated record. Gene Ontology annotation, molecular function: ATP binding; protein serine/threonine kinase activity. Gene Ontology annotation, biological process: intracellular signal transduction; peptidyl-serine phosphorylation.